AUGGAAGUUGAGAAGGACAAGGAAGAUGAUACCGAUUACUCAUCAGGUGACCUUUUCUUAAACAAGACCUACGUACAAAAGACAUUAGAAUGUAGUGGAUGUACAAUCAAUGUAAAGAUGCUUGAUACAGCUUCAACUGACUAUGAUUUAACAGGUCAGAUUAUAUGGCCAGCAGCCAAAUUAUUAACACAAUACAUUGUAUCAAAGAGAGAAGAGUAUCAGAAUGGAUCGAUUCUAGAGGUUGGAUCGGGUGUUGGUAUAUGUGGAUUGUUUGUGGCACGAGUCAACCCUAAUAGUGUGGUGAGUGACAACAAUGAUAUUGUAAUGGAGUUGUUGGAAGAGAAUGCUCAACUAUCACGUACCGAUGGAUACCCAUGUCAAGCUGUUAAAUUGGAAUGGGGUGAUAUGGCAAAUAUCGAAUCGGUCAAGAAACAAUACGGUACAUUUGACACUAUAUUGGGUGCCGAUGUAGUCUAUUGGCGUACAAGUAUCAUCCCUCUCUUUUUAACCAUUCAACAAUUACUCACCGAUUCUUCAUCGGCUUCCUAUAUCCUAUGUUAUCAAUCAAGAUCCUCUCAAACUGACACCUACCUACUUGAACAAGCUUCAUUACAUGGUUUCAACUAUGAAUUCAUUGAUCAUCAAUCUUUUUUUAAUAAUAAUAAUAAUCAUACUUUAAAUCUUUUAAAAUCAAAUGACAAUGAUAACAAUCAAAAUGGAAAUGAAGGAAAUAACAAUAAUACUAAUAAUCAACAAGAAGAAGAAAUGGAAAAGGAAAAAGAAACAAAAUCAAAUUCAUAUUCAAUCAAAGAUGAAUAUUUAUUAUCAAUUAUGAAAUUAAUUGUAUUUAAAAGAAAGAAUGAAGAUAGUGGAGAUGGAGUAGGAGUAGGAGUAGUAGGAGUAGUAGUAGAAUAA
This is a messenger RNA of Cavenderia fasciculata, 915 nucleotides long. RefSeq lists its product as uncharacterized. The transcript is spliced from 2 exons. Bases 1 to 915 code for a protein of 304 amino acids. The record is from RefSeq and is a predicted model, not a curated record. Gene Ontology annotation, cellular component: nucleus. Gene Ontology annotation, molecular function: protein methyltransferase activity. Gene Ontology annotation, biological process: protein methylation. NCBI's taxonomy places the organism in Eukaryota, Evosea, Eumycetozoa, Acytosteliales, Cavenderiaceae.